AUGGACCAAGUUGGAAAGGAAAGAAAGUUGCAACUGAAUGAAUUGGAUGAGAUCCGGUUGGAGGCCUAUGCAAACUCGAAGUUCUAUAAGGAAAAGACAAAGAAUUUCCAUGAUAGUUCAAUUGUUAGAAAGGACUUCGAGGUUGGCCAACAGGUUUUAUUGUAUAACUCUAGGCUCGGACUCAUGGGGGUUAAGCUGAGAUCAAAGUGGACUGGACCUUUUGUUGUGACUAAUGUUUAUCCUUAUGGUGCAGUUGAGAUCCAAGGUCCAUCCACAGUUGAAAGCUUCAAAGUUAAUGGGCACAGACUAAAGCCUUUCCUCAGCAAUCCUUCUUUGUUGGAUGCAGUGGUGGAGGAGAUGUCUUUGGUUGACCCCGCCUCUUUUCCCCUCUGA
Vigna angularis (adzuki bean) is the source of this 393-nucleotide messenger RNA. RefSeq lists its product as uncharacterized. The record is from RefSeq and is a predicted model, not a curated record. The transcript has a single exon. NCBI's taxonomy places the organism in Eukaryota, Viridiplantae, Streptophyta, Magnoliopsida, Fabales, Fabaceae. Bases 1 to 393 code for a protein of 130 amino acids.